AUGGUAAUUGCUAUUGUUCCUAAUAGACGUCUACGAACAGUUCGGAAUGUAUUAUUAGUCCAUUUAGGUUCGGUGGGUUUAAUGGCGUGUGUGAUAACAACCUUCGUACCGGCUAUAGUGGUUUUAAAUCGUGAAUGGAUAGGUGGCAAUGUAAGUUGCCAAAUUUAUGCGUUCAUCAAUUCCCUGUUAACAUGUGUUUCAGUAUGGACUAUAACAGCUUUAAGUUGGGAUAAAUAUCAAACGAUAGCAGCGCCGUUACAUCAUUCCCUUACAGCAACUUUUAGACGUAUGUCCGGCUGUUUCCUCACCUUCUGGGUAUGUGCAAUAUGUCUGUGUUUACCGCCGUUAAUAGGCGCUAGUGAAUAUGCUUUACAUCCUGCUAUGGGCUUGUGUACUGUACGGGGAUCUACGUUUCACCAUCGUUGGUACACCAUGGCCUAUAUCUGUUGUGCGUUCUGUAUUCCGUUGGCAUUAGUUGUGUAUUGUUAUGCUCAUAUCUUUAGGAUCGCUCGAAACCAAAGU
Messenger RNA from Lottia gigantea (owl limpet), 522 nucleotides. RefSeq lists its product as hypothetical. The record is from RefSeq and is a predicted model, not a curated record. Gene Ontology annotation, cellular component: membrane. The annotation marks the transcript as partial. Gene Ontology annotation, biological process: G protein-coupled receptor signaling pathway. NCBI's taxonomy places the organism in Eukaryota, Metazoa, Mollusca, Gastropoda, Lottiidae. The transcript has a single exon. Gene Ontology annotation, molecular function: G protein-coupled receptor activity.